Messenger RNA from Trichomycterus rosablanca, 990 nucleotides. RefSeq names its product Jupiter microtubule associated homolog 1a (gene jpt1a). The coding region runs from base 123 to 575 and encodes 150 amino acids. The transcript is spliced from 5 exons. The record is from RefSeq and is a predicted model, not a curated record. NCBI's taxonomy places the organism in Eukaryota, Metazoa, Chordata, Actinopteri, Siluriformes, Trichomycteridae. Gene Ontology annotation, cellular component: nucleus.
CUCGAUCGAGUGUCUGAGAUGCUAAUGCUAAUCAGCUAAACUGUGAUUAAUAAGCAGAUUUGUCAUAAUUCGUCUUCUUUUUCUGUAACGGCGUCGGUUUAGAAUAAUUAAGCAGUUGAAAAAUGACCACGACCACCACGUUUAAAGGUAUGGACCCGAAGGCCAAGAGCAGCUCCAGAGUGCUGCAGCCACCAGGCGGAGGCUCCAACAUCUCCUUUGGCUCUGAAGAGGAGAAGGCUGCUCCCCGCAAAAACAAAAUGGCAUCCAGUAUCUUUGCAGAACCGGAAGACCCUCAUGCUCAUCGAAGGAACAACCCUCCAGGUGGGAAGCCUACAGGUGUGUUGUGUGGGGAACCAUCAGCACCACUGAGGAGGUGUGCCCAACCUGCCAGUCAAAACAGUGAGGCACAAGAUGAACCUUCAUCUGAGAAUGGAGACAAUGGUACAACACAUGAUGAGAGUGUUGAAAACUUGGAGAUGAACCAGACGGAGAAAUCUCCUCCCCCUGAUUCAGCUGAGAAACCCUCUGGUCGCAGGAACCCCCCCGGAGGGAAGUCCUCCCUUAUUCUGGGCUGAAAUAGUUCUUUCUCUGUAGUUGAUUAAGCAGAGCUUCGUUUACAGCAUCGGAUCAGCCUCUACAGCUCAGCAUGACCGAACAUGGUCCAAGUGUAAGGGGUGACAUGAUCUCCCUAUUCACCUCCCCUGUACACCCAAACAAACUCCUUUUUACCCUGUAUUAUCCUUUUCCUGUCUGUUUUCCAUCACUAUGAAGGUAUUAUGGAGAGGAUGUGAGUUCUUCCCUAAUCCUCUUGCUGUAUGAUUAUAUUUAAUAGUGUAUUCAGGACACAUCGAGUCCUGUACACACUUUUAUCUGUAUGUGUGUCUAUGGCAUGUUUACUUUGAAUGAACAUUUUUGCAGCUGAAUGUUUUCCGGUUCAGUCUUGUCUCUUUUGUCUCUGUGUAAAUGGAUUGAAAAUGUUUGUGUUUGUUU